Messenger RNA from Salvelinus namaycush (lake trout), 4911 nucleotides. Its product is annotated as scm-like with four MBT domains protein 2. The coding region runs from base 186 to 2879 and encodes 897 amino acids. NCBI's taxonomy places the organism in Eukaryota, Metazoa, Chordata, Actinopteri, Salmoniformes, Salmonidae. Gene Ontology annotation, molecular function: transcription corepressor activity; histone binding. Gene Ontology annotation, cellular component: nucleus. Gene Ontology annotation, biological process: regulation of DNA-templated transcription. The record is from RefSeq and is a predicted model, not a curated record. The transcript has 21 exons.
AUUGGAACGAGCUCUGUGCUGUGCAGUUGGAAGACGUCGCUCGCUGGCUUCCACCGAACGAAAAAGGCUCGCAAAUUUGACGCGAAAAAAACAUAAUUAAGUGGAGGAAUGAGGGAGAUGCAGUGAAGACUGGGGAGUCUGAAGACAGACGGACAAAGGGUAAAGGUUACCAGGAAGAGAGCAGGAUGCAGUCCCGCCCACAGGACAGGCCGUUGGCCCUCUCCGCGGGGAAAUCCCACAGCCCGACCAAUGGGAGAGAAGAACGGGUGUACUCAGACGCAGACUCCAUGGAGGAAGAGGCAGACUUUAAUUGGGAGGAGUACCUAGAGGAGACGGGGGCGACCGCUGCACCCCACACCGCUUUCAAACAUGUGGACAUCAGCCUACAGACCAGCUUCCAGCCGGGGAUGAAGCUGGAGGUGGCCAAUAAGAGCAGGCCAGACACUUACUGGGUGGCCACCAUCGUCACCACCUGCAGCCAGCUGCUGCUGCUGCGCUUCAGUGGCUACGGAGAUGACCGCAAGGCCGACUUCUGGUGUGAUGUCAUGACCGCCGAACUCCACCCAGUAGGCUGGUGCACCCAGAACAACAAGACACUACAACCCCCUGAAGAUAACGUUUACCUAAGAAAAGCCAUCAAGGAUAAGUACAGUGACUGGACAGAUUUUCUCAUCCAGGACUUGACUGGCUCACGGACCGCACCAGCAAACCUACUGGAAGGGCCUCUGAGGGGGAAGAACACAGUGGAUCUGAUUGUGGAGGGUUCGGUGAUGGAGGUACGGGACCUCACUGACCCCUACCUCUACUGGGCUGCCCGCGUCGCCCAGAACAUUGGUGGGAGGCUCCGCCUGCGCCAUGUAGGUCUCCAAGACGACGCCCACGACACCUGGCUGUUCUACCUCGACGUGAGGCUCCGCCCACUGGGCUGGGCUCAGGAGAACCGCCUGUCACUGGAGCCCCCAGCAGAGUUGCGCGGCCUGAAGAGCGCCCUCGAGUGGCAGGAGGCCCUGGAGGCGGCGCGGAGCGAGGCCCAGCAGAACCCACUGCCCCUGGAGGUGUUUAAGGACCAUGCAGACUUGACCAAACACUCCUUCAGGACGGGGAUGAAGCUGGAGAUGGUGUCGCCGUCGGAACCGUUCCACAUCUGCCCUGUAUCUGUCACACAGGUCUACAAUGAGCACUACUUCCAGGUCACAGUGGAUGACCUCACUCCAGAGGCCACACCCCUGUCCCUGGUGUGCCAUUCUGAGUCGCCGGGCAUCCUCCCUGUCCAGUGGUGUCUGAAGAACGGGAUUGGUCUAGAGCGGCCCAUGGGCUACCAGAGCCAGGACUUUGAUUGGGCGGACUACCUGAAACAGAGUGGGACUGAGGCCGUCCCCGACGCAUGCUUCCCGGACGCGUGGCAGAGCCGAGGCUUCGCUAAAGACAUGUGGCUGGAGGCCGUUAACCCUGUCAGGCCCACCGAGGUGUGUGUGGCUCAGAUCACACAGGUCAGGGGUCGCCUGCUGUGGCUCAGACUGGAAGGCCUGCCUAAGUCCGUCCCUGAAUGUAUUGUGGAUGUGGAGUCCAUGGACAUCUUUCCUGUAGGAUGGUGUGAGACCAAUGCUUACCUCUUGACUCCUCCACUGAAGCCUGUCUGCCAGCAGCAGAAGAAGAUAGCCGUUGUCCAGCCAGAGAAGCAGUUGGCUCCGCCGCAACCCGUGGAGACAAUCCCUCUCGACCUCUGCGAACCCGUUGCCAUGGACACAGGCUCAGCCAAUGGGAGAUACUGUUGUUCCAAGAUCUAUGUGAACCAACGCUGUUUCUCUGGCCCUUACCUGAACAAGGGGCGCAUCGCUGAGCUGCCCCAGGCUGUAGGACCGGGGAAAUGCACUCUGGUCCUCAAAGAGGUGCUGAGCAUGCUAAUCAAUGCGGCCUACAAGCCUGGGCGUGUCCUGAGGGAACUACAGGAUGUAGAAGAGCAGCACUGGGACUGCCACGAGGAGACCCUCAAAGCCAAAUACAAAGGGAAGACGUAUCGAUCGUCCAUCCGGAUCGUGCGUCUGGCAGAGCAGAUCCCAGACUUCUGUCGUAAAGUGUGUGUGAAGCUGCAGUGCUGUCCCAACCUCUUCAGCCCCGUCCAAGUCACAGACCAGUGUCCUGAGAACUGCUCUAUGCAGACCAAGACCAAAUAUACGUAUUACUACGGUAAGAAGAAGAAACUGUCUAAGCCGUUUGGAGGAGAGGAGAGUCUGGAGGCCAAACCCACACGACGCAGGAAGAAGAGGAAGGCCAUCUUUGUCCAGAAGAAACGGCGCUCGUCUGCAGUGGACUACACUCCUGCAGGGUCACCACAGGACAGUGAUGAAGACGAGGAUGAAGAUGAUCUUAUGUUGCAGUCGGGCAGUGAAGAAGGCACCAGCUCUGAGCCGCGCGAGGACCACAUAGACACGUCCUCUGUGGAGGUGGCUAACAGCCGGCCGCGGCGCACCGUGACGCUACGCAGGGCCACCCAUACCGGCAUAGCUUCGGGCAGCCGUGAGGGUCCUGAAAGCAGGAGGCGGAGCACUCGGUCCCUGUCAUAUAACCAGGGGAACAAGUACCACCCACCCAAGAGACAGGAGAUGCAGGUGGAGUGUAGUGAGGCGGAGUGCCGGCUGGUGCUGGAGAGGAACCCUCUGGAGUGGUCCGUAGAAGACGUGGUCACGUUCAUCACCUCCACCGACUGUGCUGCUCUCGCCAACAUCUUCCAGGAGCAGGACAUAGAUGGCCAGGCGUUGUUGUUGCUGACCCUGCCCACAGUCCAGGAGUGUAUGGAGUUGAAGCUGGGUCCAGCCAUCAAGCUGUGUCACCAGAUAGAGAGGGUCAAGGUGGCCUUCUAUGCCCAGUACGCCAACUGAUCCUGGGCAUCUCACCUGGCACCUUUUACCCUGUAGAGCACAGGCUGUCUGGAGACACCCCGCCCAGUACACCUUCAUCUGAGGAAGAGGAGGAGAGAUGAUUUCGCUUAAUGCCAAGUCUGGGAUUACCUGGUCUGGAAAGCUGGGAGGAAAGUGGGAAAACUGGUAAUGCUGUCGCUUAGGAAUUCCUCAAUUCUGGACAAGGAUUACCUGGCCACUUUUCCGUGGAUUACUGAUGUCACAUAGAGAAGGAAGUGACGUCAGAGGAAGUAGAGGAGGAGCUACCCACAUACAGAGCUCAGGACGUCAUCUGCGACAACAGGCAGAGAUGGAUUGGAAGGUUCAGAUUUCCAUAGUAUUGUGUGGAAGGAUCAGUCAACUGUGAAUGGUUGAGUACGAUACAUAUGAGUCAAUCCAUAUGGAAUACAGAUCUGUGAAGAAACUGAUCGAAAUUGAGGAUUAUUUUCUUGGAAAAUCUUAUUUUUUUACAUGCUGUUUCAGACUAAUGGCCCUGGCAGUGUUUAAGUUAUGAACAAAUGUUAUUAAAUAUUUGUUCAAUGUUUUCCCUCUUUGUUAUAUUUAAGUAAAUUAGCUUACUAUAUUUCAUUAACGAAAAUCGGUUAGUAACCUACAAUAUAUUUGCAAUAUUUAUUGUAUUCCUUAUUGAAUAGAUAUCAUAUCUUAUUUGGAUAUAAGAAAAAUAUAUUUAGAGAGAGUUGAUAGGCUAUUGAAAUGUCCAAGUCUUUGGGUUCAAAUAUGUAUUUAAGGUUGUUCAUGAGUUAUUCCAGUCAAUAGUAAUUUAGUCCUGUUAAUAAAUUAUCCGUUUUUUCUUGUGUGCAUAGGGACAUAGUAGGUCCGCUGCAUUUUCUCAUUAAGUUUGUAAAAAAUCCUGGUAACACUUUAUUUGAAUGGUCCAUCUGCAGAUGCUCUACAGGCUAUCAGUAACAUUUCAACUAACUGUCUACUAGCCCUAACCUAACCCUUAUUCUAAACCUUACCCUAACCGUAACCUUAGCAAGCAGUUGCUUAUCAACAGAUGGUCAGUUGCUUAUCAACAGAUGGUCAGUUGCUUAUCAACAGAUAGUCAGUUGCUUAUCAACAGAUAGUCUGUUGCUAGUAUCUACAAUGUGGCCAAAGUCCUGAAAUAGCUUUUUACCCUUUUCACUUUUUAAGAAGUUGUUUUCACAAUCAUGUAAACAGUCAUGUCAAAUACAUUGUAUCCAUCUAUGCAAAAUGCGGUGCAGAUAUUUUUGAUAAGUGUUGAUAAGAAAAUACAUUUCUACUGAUUUUGUAAUGACGUUUUGUUUUCUAGUUUUUAUAGAGAUGAAUAAUUCAUCAAAGUGUUUUUUUAAACCAUGUAUGAACUCACAGGAGGGUAGGCCUGAAUGAACUACAUAGGUAGUCAUAACCAUUCCAUUACUGAUUUGGAUUUCAUUGUGUUUCUUCAUGCAGGCAGUGACUAAUAGCCUGUUGUAUUUCCAAGACUGUAACAUGUUCUUAAUGUAAUAUACAUUUAAUUUAAUACAAACAGUACAUAUUCAGAUGAGAGUAUUUCACAGCAGCAAGGCGAGUCGUGCUUCACCAAUUUUCUGUUACUGCACAGUUGAAUUAAUUUAAUAGCACAUACACCAACUCUGACACUUUCGAUUGAGCCAGUCUGAAAAGUGUUUUAAUCAACUGCUACCUAAAAUGGUUGCCUGGCAACACAAUUUCUAACGUCUGUUUUGCAUGAUUUUCUUCCCUUUUCCCAGCUGUGUCUGAAAACAAACUGGAUACAUUUUGAUUGCAGAGAAGUAAACAACCAUUUAACUGUUUGGUUUUUUUAAAGCCAUUUUUAAAAUAUUUUUUAUCUCAUGUACAAGUGGCAAUUUCAGACAAUCUUCUGAAGUCAGUCGAUGAUUUUAAUGUAUUCAAACAGUGAAUGUAAUAGUAAAUCUUUUGUUAACACAAUAGCCCAAUAUUAUGAGUAAGAGCUGGCAACCGCAGACGACUACAAUAUUUUGUCAUAUCUUUUAAAAGAGUUCGAUCCUUA